AUGGAUUUUCCUGGACAAACACCAAAUGUUGCCAUAGAUCUAAACGAUGCUGGAUUCUACUCAUCGGACUUUCAAACAUCAACCGAUUCGGGACAAAUGGCAACCUCACCAACCGGUCAAAUCUCGGCCAACGCAUAUCGUCGAGCAAAUGUCGGCUCAGCCGGCAAAGUUUUGGAGAAUAAUGGAUUCGGAUGGUUGUUGGAAGUGAAUGAGGAUGAAGGAGAUCAAAUACCACUUUUGUAAGUUUUUCAAGGAGAAAAUUAUCAAAAAUAAAUGAAUUCAGAGAAGAAUUGGACAUUGAUUUGACCGAUAUCUACUAUAAAAUUCGAUGCGUUUUGCUGCCUCUUCCAUAUUUUCGAAUGAAAUUGAAUAUUGUUCGAGAAUCUCCAGAUUUCUGGGGACCACUUGCAGUUGUUUUAUCAUUCGCGUUAUUGUCAUUAUACGGGCAAUUAGGGGUGAGUAGUUUGUGAAACAUUGAAAAUUUCGGAAAUAUCUUCCAGGUUGUCUCUUGGAUUAUAACAAUGUGGUUUUGCGGUGGAUUUAUGGUAUAUUUCAUAGCUCGUGCACUUGGCGGUGAUGUUGGAUAUUCUCAAGUUCUCGGAAUCGUUGGCUAUUGUCUAAUCCCACUUGUUGUCACAUCACUUCUUACACCAAUCGUUUCAUCUUUCCGAUUUUUGUCGAAUUUUUUGGGAAUUUUCGGAACUGUUUGGAGUGUUUAUAGUGCUGGAACUCUUCUUUGUGUUGACGAAUUGCAAUCCAAAAAACCGCUCAUUGUUUAUCCCGUUUUUCUUUUGUAUGUUUAUUUUUACUCUCUUUAUUCGGGUGUUUAG
Molecule: messenger RNA, 830 nt
Organism: Caenorhabditis angaria
Lineage: Eukaryota; Metazoa; Nematoda; Chromadorea; Rhabditida; Rhabditidae
Source: the annotation of a GenBank genome assembly